GGAGGGGACGAGGGAGGAGCGCGGCGGGAGGAGGGAGGAGCCGCGGGAGCCGCGCCGCCGCCUAGCUGCUAUGUGGCGGGCCAGUCGGCGGGUAAACACCAGGAGCAGCAGCGGCGGCCGGGGUCGCCCGGGUCUGGGGCAGUGAGUCCGCCCGCCGCCGCUGAGCCCUGCAAGCACUGCCAUGGCCGAAGUGCGCAAAUUCACCAAGCGGCUCAGCAAACCCGGCACGGCGGCCGAGCUCCGUCAGAGCGUGUCGGAGGCCGUACGCGGCUCUGUGGUGCUGGAAAAGACCAAGGUCGUUGAGCCUUUGGACUAUGAGAAUGUCAUCACCCAAAGAAAGACACAGAUUUACAGCGAUCCUCUCAGAGACCUGCUCAUGUUUCCUAUGGAAGAUAUCUCGAUAUCGGUGCUCAGUCGCCACCACAGGACAGUGCAGUCCACUGUACCAGAAGAUGGGGCACAAAGGGCCCAGAGUUUGUUUGUCAAAGAGUGUAUUAAGACCUACAGCACUGAUUGGCAUGUGGUGAACUACAAGUAUGAAGACUUCUCUGGGGACUUCCGCAUGCUGCCAUGCAAAUCAGUGCGGCCAGAAAAGAUCCCCAGCCAUGUGUUUGAGAUUGAUGAGGACUGUGAGAAAGAUGAGGAUUCAUCUUCUCUGUGUUCUCAGAAGGGAGGUGUGAUAAAACAAGGCUGGUUGCAUAAAGCGAACGUAAACAGCACUAUCACAGUCACCAUGAAGGUAUUCAAGAGACGGUACUUUUACUUAACUCAGCUGCCUGAUGGUUCAUACAUUCUCAAUUCCUACAAAGAUGAGAAGAACUCGAAGGAAUCGAAAGGCUGCAUCUACUUGGAUGCCUGCAUCGAUGUUGUUCAGUGCCCCAAAAUGCGCCGUCAUGCUUUUGAACUCAAGAUGUUGGAUAAGUACAGCCAUUAUCUGGCUGCUGAAACGGAGCAGGAAAUGGAGGAGUGGCUGAUCACUUUGAAGAAGAUUAUUCAGAUCAAUACCGACAGUUUAGUCCAAGAGAAAAAGGAGACGGCAGAAACGGCACAAGAGGAUGAAACUGGCAGCCAAGGCAAAGCUGAGAACAUCAUGGCCAGUUUGGAAAGGAGCAUGCAUCCCGAACUGAUGAAGUAUGGAAGAGAAACUGAACAGCUGAAUAAAGUCAGCAGAGGAGAUGGAAGACAGAACCUCUUUUCUUUUGAUUCAGAAGUCCAGAGGCUGGACUUUUCAGGGAUUGAGCCUGAUAUAAAGCCAUUUGAAGAAAAGUGCAAUAAACGUUUGCUGGUAAACUGCCAUGAUUUAACUUUCAAUAUCUUGGGUCAAGUUGGAGACAAUGUGAAAGGACCACCCACAAAUGUUGAACCCUUUUUCAUCAAUCUUGCCUUAUUUGAUGUAAAGAACAAUUGUAAGCUUUCAGCUGACUUCCACGUAGACCUGAACCCCCCUUCUGUGCGGGAAAUGCUGUGGAGCACUUCAGCCUACCUGGCCAGUGAAGGGAACCCGAAAAGCGCCUCACCUGAGUCCUUUAUUCAUGGAAUUGCUGAAUCUCAGCUACGCUACAUAAAGCAGGGAAUUUUCUCCGUGACGAAUCCACACCCUGAAAUUUUUCUGGUUGCCAGGAUUGAGAAAGUUCUCCAGGGAAACAUCACACAUUGUGCAGAGCCGUACAUCAAAACGUCAGACCCCGCAAAGAUGGCCCAGAAGGUGCACAGGACAGCAAAGCAGGUGUGCGGCCGCCUUGGACAAUACAGGAUGCCCUUUGCGUGGGCCGCCAGACCUGUCUUCAAAGACAUUCAAGGAUCUUUGGAUCUGGAUGGGAGAUUUUCUCCUUUGUAUAAACAAGACAGUAGCAAGCUCUCAAAUGAAGACAUUCUCAAGUUGCUCUCAGAAUAUAAGAAGCCAGAGAAGACCAAAUUGCAGAUUAUUCCUGGACAGCUAAAUAUUACAGUAGAAUGUGUUCCUGUGGAUUUGUCAAACUGUAUUACUUCUUCAUAUGUGCCCCUGAAACCAUUCGAAAAGAACUGUCAAAAUAUUACUGUGGAAGUUGAGGAGUUUGUUCCAGAAAUGACCAAAUAUUGCUAUCCAUUUACGAUUUACAAAAACCACCUGUAUGUAUAUCCCUUGCAAUUAAAAUACGAUAGCCAGAAAACGUUUGCUAAGGCGAGGAACAUUGCAGUCUGUGUGGAAUUCCGGGAUUCAGACGAAAGUGAUGCUAGUGCACUGAAGUGCAUCUAUGGAAAGCCUGCGGGGUCUGUUUUCACCACAAGUGCGUAUGCUGUGGUUUCGCAUCACAAUCAAAACCCAGAGUUCUAUGAUGAGAUUAAAAUCGAGCUCCCCAUUCAUCUGCAUCAAAAGCAUCAUUUGCUUUUUACUUUUUACCAUGUGAGUUGUGAAAUUAACACCAAGGGAACGACAAAAAAACAAGACACCGUUGAAACUCCAGUUGGAUUUGCCUGGGUUCCACUGCUGAAGGAUGGGAGGAUCUUCACCUUUGAACUGCAGCUGCCUGUGUCAGCCAAUCUUCCUCCCGGCUACCUGAACCUCAAUGAUGCAGACUCCAGAAAGCAAUCGAAUGUGGAUAUUAAGUGGGUGGAUGGGGCAAAACCUUUGCUGAAGAUUAAAAGCCACUUAGAGUCUACCAUUUAUACUCAAGAUUUACAUGUGCACAAAUUCUUCCAUCACUGUCAGCUGAUUCAGUCAGGUUCCAAAGAGGUCCCGGGUGAGCUCAUUAAAUAUCUAAAGUGCUUACAUGCCAUGGAGAUCCAAGUCAUGAUACAGUUCCUACCUGUAAUCCUGAUACAACUCUUCCGAGUACUCACGAACAUGACCCAGGAAGAUGAUGUGCCCUUCAACUGCACCAUGGUCCUACUGCAUAUUGUGUCAAAGUGUCAUGAAGAAGGCCUGGAUAAUUACUUGAGAUCCUUCAUCAAGUAUAACUUCCGGCCUGAAAAACCGAGUCCCCCACAGGCCCAGCUGAUACAUGAAACUCUGGCUACAACCAUGAUAGCUACCUUAAAGCAAUCUGCAGACUUUUUAGCAAUAAACAGGAUGCUGAAGUAUUCAUGGUUUUUCUUUGAGAUUAUUGCAAAGUCAAUGGCCACAUACUUAUUGGAAGAAAAUAAAAUUAAGCUUCCCAGAAGCCAGCGAUUCCCCGAGGCAUAUCAUCAUGUGUUGCAUUCAUUGCUCCUUGCAAUCAUCCCCCAUGUGACUAUUCGCUAUGCAGAGAUUCCCGAUGAGUCCCGAAACGUCAAUUACAGCUUGGCGAACUUCCUGAAGCGCUGUUUGACACUGAUGGACAGAGGAUUUGUUUUCAAUCUGAUAAAUGACUAUAUAUCUGGAUUCAGCCCCAAAGAUCCCAGGGUACUGGCUGAAUACAAGUUUGAAUUUCUGCAGACCAUUUGCAAUCAUGAGCAUUACAUCCCUCUGAACUUGCCCAUGGCAUUUGCAAAGCCUAAACUCCAACGUGUUCAAGAUUUUUUUUCAUUUGCGGUGGACCGUUUCACUUCAGUAGAUUCAAACCUUGAAUACAGUUUAUCAGAUGAGUAUUGCAAGCAUCACUUCCUGGUUGGUCUGCUUCUGAGGGAAACCUCCGUUGCUCUUCAAGACAGUUACGAGAUCAGAUACACAGCUAUCUCUGUCAUAAAGAAUCUUUUAAUAAAACAUGCCUUUGACACUAGAUAUCAGCACAAGAACCAGCAAGCCAAAAUAGCACAGUUGUACCUGCCAUUUGUUGGACUGCUUCUGGAAAACAUACAGCGAUUAGCAGGUCGUGAUACAUUGUAUUCUUGUGCAGCUAUGCCAAAUUCUGCAUCCAGGGAUGACUUCGUGUGUGGUUUUACUUCACCUACCAGUAGAGGAAGUCUGAGCACUGACAAAGAGCCCGCUUAUGGAUCGUUCCCAAAUGGACAUGGAAUUAAGAGGGAAGAUUCAAGAGGUUCCCUCAUCCCAGAAGGAGUUGUGGGGUUUCCAGAUCAAAGCAGCACUGGUGAACAUGCUCGGCAGAGUUCUACAAGAAGUAGCAUAUCCCAGUAUAACCGAUUGGAUCCGUAUGAAAUUAGAAGCCUCUUGAUGUGCUACUUAUAUAUAGUAAAAAUGAUUUCGGAAGAUACUCUCUUGACUUACUGGAAUAAAGUAUCGCCUCAGGAGCUCAUCAACAUUCUCAUUCUUUUAGAAGUGUGUUUGUUUCACUUUAGGUACAUGGGAAAAAGAAACAUAGCAAGGGUGCAUGAUGCCUGGCUCUCUAAGCACUUUGGAGUAGACCGAAAAUCCCAAACGAUGCCAGCUCUUCGCAACAGAUCAGGAGUGAUGCAGGCCCGGCUUCAACAUCUUAGUAGUCUGGAAAGUUCCUUCACGCUUAAUCACAGUUCGGCCACCACAGAAGCAGACAUUUUCCAUCAGGCCCUUCUGGAAGGCAAUACUGCUACUGAGGUUUCCCUGACAGUACUGGAUACCAUAUCGUUCUUCACCCAGUGCUUCAAGAGCCAGCUUUUAAAUAAUGAUGGCCACAACCCGUUAAUGAAAAAAGUAUUCGAUAUUCACCUCGCUUUUCUUAAAAAUGGACAAUCUGAAGUGUCACUGAAACACGUAUUUGCCUCAUUGCGAGCUUUCAUUAGUAAGUUCCCCUCAGCCUUUUUCAAGGGCCGGGUAAACAUGUGUGCUGCAUUUUGCUAUGAGGUCUUAAAGUGCUGCACCUCGAAGAUCAGCUCAACUAGAAAUGAAGCUUCUGCACUUCUGUAUCUCCUAAUGAGAAACAACUUCGAGUACACCAAAAGGAAAACAUUUCUGAGGACACAUCUGCAGAUAAUUAUUGCUGUAAGCCAGUUGAUUGCUGACGUGGCACUGAGUGGAGGAUCCAGAUUUCAGGAGUCUUUGUUCAUUAUCAAUAAUUUUGCCAAUAGUGACAGACCCAUGAAGGCAACCGCUUUCCCUGCAGAAGUCAAAGACUUGACCAAGAGAAUCCGCACUGUUCUCAUGGCCACCGCUCAAAUGAAGGAGCAUGAGAAAGACCCCGAGAUGCUCAUUGAUCUCCAGUAUAGUUUAGCCAAGUCCUACGCAAGUACCCCCGAGCUCCGGAAAACCUGGCUUGACAGCAUGGCCAAGAUUCAUAUUAAAAAUGGCGACUACUCAGAGGCAGCGAUGUGUUAUGUCCAUGUAGCAGCUUUGGUGGCUGAGUUUCUCCAUCGAAAAAAAUUAUUCCCUAGUGGAUGUUCAGCCUUUAAGAAAAUUACUCCCAAUAUAGAUGAAGAAGGAGCAAUGAAAGAAGAUGCUGGAAUGAUGGAUGUCCACUAUAGCGAAGAAGUUUUGCUAGAAUUGCUAGAACAAUGUGUGGACGGACUGUGGAAGGCAGAACGCUAUGAAGUUAUUUCUGAGAUCUCCAAGUUGAUCAUUCCAAUCUAUGAGAAGCGUCGUGAAUUCGAGAAACUUACUCAAGUUUACAGAACUCUUCAUGGAGCCUACACAAAAAUUCUAGAAGUCAUGCAAACCAAAAAAAGACUUUUAGGCACUUUCUUCAGGGUUGCCUUUUAUGGCCAGUCUUUUUUUGAAGAAGAGGACGGAAAAGAGUACAUUUACAAGGAGCCGAAGCUCACCGGCCUCUCGGAAAUUUCCCUGAGACUUGUGAAACUUUAUGGUGAAAAACUGGGUACAGAGAAUGUCAAAAUUAUUCAGGAUUCAGACAAGGUAAAUGCCAAAGAGCUUGAUCCAAAAUAUGCUCACAUCCAAGUCACGUAUGUGAAACCCUACUUUGAUGACAAAGAGCUCACAGAGAGAAAGACCGAGUUUGAAAGAAACCAUAACAUCAGCAGAUUUGUCUUUGAGGCCCCUUACACAUUAUCGGGCAAAAAGCAAGGCUGCAUAGAAGAGCAGUGCAAACGCCGGACAAUCUUGACUACUUCCAACUCAUUUCCAUAUGUGAAGAAGAGGAUCCCUAUAAGCAACGAACAGCAAAUUAACUUAAAGCCGAUUGAUGUUGCUACAGACGAAAUAAAAGACAAAACAGCCGAGCUGCAAAAGCUUUGCUCUUCUGCUGAUGUGGACAUGAUUCAGCUUCAGCUGAAAUUGCAGGGUUGUGUUUCAGUGCAGGUAAAUGCCGGUCCACUAGCAUAUGCAAGGGCUUUCUUAAAUGACAGUCAAGCCAGCAAAUAUCCACCUAAGAAAGUAACUGAGUUGAAAGACAUGUUUCGGAGGUUCAUCCAGGCUUGUAGUAUUGCCCUGGAACUAAACGAGCGCUUAAUUAAAGAGGAUCAGAUUGAAUACCAUGAAGGGCUGAAGUCAAAUUUCAGAGACAUGGUGAAAGAACUGUCCGAUAUUAUCCAUGAGCAGAUAUUACAAGAAGACACAAUGCAUUCUCCCUGGAUGAACAACACACUCCAUGUGUUUUGUGCAAUCAGUGGGACAGCAAGUGAUAGAGGUUACGGCUCUACGGAGGUCUGGGGACACGCAGGUGUGAAGUGACAGCAAGGCUGUCCUUUCUCACGAAUAUCCGGAGCUGUGCAAAUGCUAAGAUUUGAAGAUGUGAUGGACCUGGAGUGUUUCUUUCUUCCCAACACCAAAAUUGUCAUGCUUUCGAACAGGGUGCUUAUAUAUUUGUAAAUAUUAAGCAACUUGAAAGUGCCUGGAAAAAUGCACCACUGUGCUUAGUUUGUACUUUUUUGGGGGGAGGGGCAUAAAUCUGUAUACUGAGGAGGUAGAGCUGAGAACACUUUUGCUUCAGUUUGCUUAAUUAUUGCUUCAGCUAAUAAUGGUACUAUGUAAAAUUGUAUAAUGGAACACAAUAAAGGGCCAACCUUAUUUGUAA
Molecule: messenger RNA, 6797 nt
Organism: Erinaceus europaeus (western European hedgehog)
Lineage: Eukaryota; Metazoa; Chordata; Mammalia; Eulipotyphla; Erinaceidae
Gene: DOCK11
Product: dedicator of cytokinesis 11
Exons: 54
Coding region: 182-6454 (2090 amino acids)
Biological process (GO): small GTPase-mediated signal transduction; marginal zone B cell differentiation; positive regulation of filopodium assembly
Molecular function (GO): guanyl-nucleotide exchange factor activity
Source: RefSeq, a predicted model, not a curated record